Messenger RNA from Planococcus citri (citrus mealybug), 2702 nucleotides. It is a transcript of the gene Xpd, whose product is annotated as general transcription and DNA repair factor IIH helicase subunit Xpd. NCBI's taxonomy places the organism in Eukaryota, Metazoa, Arthropoda, Insecta, Hemiptera, Pseudococcidae. The record is from RefSeq and is a predicted model, not a curated record. Bases 235 to 2496 code for a protein of 753 amino acids. Gene Ontology annotation, biological process: nucleotide-excision repair; transcription by RNA polymerase II; positive regulation of mitotic recombination. The transcript has 13 exons. Gene Ontology annotation, cellular component: nucleus. Gene Ontology annotation, molecular function: ATP binding; damaged DNA binding; DNA helicase activity.
GUCAAAGAAAUUAAACCGGAGCGCAUUGUUUAUCAUUUUUCGAGCUUUUUCAAACUUUCGUUAUCGUUCGCAAUCGAGUUUGAAAUGAAAUAAGCUCGAAAUAAGCUUUCCUGUAUUUCAGCUGUUGAUCUAGUAUCAAUUCAAAACUAUCUACGAAGCUGCCAAAUGAAGAGUUCAUCGGUUUCUUUGUUAUGAAAAUUUUCAGGUCCAGAAUCAACGUAUAAUUCGGCAAAAAUGAUAUUGGACGUUGAUGGCUUAAGGGUAUUCUUCCCUUACGAGUAUAUUUACCCUGAGCAAUAUACUUACAUGGUGGAACUGAAGAAAGCUUUGGAUGCUAAGGGCCAUGGUCUCCUAGAGAUGCCUUCGGGUACUGGAAAAACAACAACUUUACUAUCAUUGAUUGUGGCUUACAUGCGUGAGCACAGAUACAGCGUCAACAAGUUGCUAUAUUGUUCACGAACAGUGCCCGAAAUUGAAAAGGCUAUCGAAGAAUUGCGCGUAUUAUUCGAGUAUUAUAAAAAACAAGGCGAAGAUCUCAAUUUCCUCGGUUUAGUUCUAUCAUCACGUAAGAAUCUCUGUAUUCACCCGGAGGUGAGUAAAGAGAAAGACGGGAAGAUCGUGGAUGGAAGAUGUCACAGUCUUACUGCACCUCAUAUCAGAGAUCGCCAUUUAUCGGACAAUAGUGUACCGAUUUGUAGUUAUUAUGAAAAGUACGAAGCAGUUGGAAAAGAAGCUUUGCUCAGUCCGGGAGUUUACAAUAUCGAAGAUCUCAAAGAGCUUGGAAAAGAUUUAAAUAUUUGUCCUUAUUUCUUGGCCAGAUACACUAUUAUACACGCUAAUAUUGUCAUCUACAGUUACCAUUAUUUAUUAGAUCCUAAAAUCGCCAGCGUUGUUUCUAAAGAAUUGGCUAAAUCUUCGGUAGUAAUUUUUGAUGAAGCUCAUAAUAUCGAUAAUGUUUGCAUCGAGUCAAUGAGCGUUAAAAUAAAUAAAAGAAUGGUUGAAAAAGCUAUUGCGAAUGUUAGUACGUUGGAAAAAACCAUCAUGAACUUAAAAGAACGUGAUGCUAAGAAGUUAAAAGAAGAAUAUCAAAAAUUAGUCGAAGGAUUAAGAGAUGCAAGUACGGCUCGAGAAACUGAUACAAUACUCGUAAACCCCGUCCUACCUAAUUCAGUUUUACAAGAGGCUAUUCCGGGAAAUAUUCGGACAGCUGAACACUUCAUUAGUUUCCUCAAACGUUUCAUCGAGUACUUAAAAGUUCGGUUACGUGUUCAACACGUCGUACAAGAAUCACCGGCUGGAUUUCUAAAAGAUAUAUAUCAAAAAGUUUGCAUCGAACGAAAACCUCUGAGGUUUUGCGCCGAAAGAUUAUCAUCUUUAUUACGUACUCUAGAGAUAUCCGAAGUGACUGAUUUUUCUUCAUUAGUAGUCAUUACUCAUCUAGCCACUCUCGUAGCAACGUAUACCAAAGGAUUUGUCAUAAUUGUCGAACCGUUCAACGAUAAAGCUCCAACGGUUUCGAAUCCUAUUCUGUAUUUCUGCUGUUUAGACGCAUCUAUCGCUAUUAAACCUGUUUUUGAAAGGUUUCAAAGCGUUAUCAUAACAUCAGGGACAUUGUCACCGAUCGACAUGUAUCCUAAAAUUCUAGAUUUCCAUCCUGUGAUCAUGACUUCGUUAACGAUGACGUUAGCUCGUCCUUGUUUAUUACCAAUGAUCGUCGCCAAAGGAAACGAUCAAGUUACUAUGACUACUAAAUUCGAAGCCAGAGAUGAUAUAGCUGUGAUACGAAACUAUGGCCAAUUACUUCUUGAAAUCACAAACGUAGUUCCUGAUGGCAUUGUUUGCUUCUUUACGUCUUACAUGUAUUUAGAAUCAGUUGUCGCUAGUUGGUAUGACCAAGGUAUUAUAGAUAGUUUACAGAAGAAAAAAUUACUUUUUAUCGAAACGCAAGAUGCUGCGGAAACCAGUAUAGCUCUCAUAAAUUACAUACAGGCUUGCGAAUGCGGUCGUGGAGCCAUUUUGUUAUCUGUAGCUCGAGGUAAAGUCUCAGAAGGAGUGGAUUUCGAUCAUCAUUUAGGAAGAGCUGUUCUCAUGUUCGGUAUUCCGUACGUUUAUACUAAAUCGAGAAUCCUAAAAGCUAGAUUGGAUUACCUACGUGAUCAGUUUCAGAUCAGAGAAGACGAUUUUCUAACUUUUGAUGCACUUCGACAUGCUGCUCAAUGUGUCGGUAGAGCUAUUCGUGGUAAAAUGGAUUACGGUAUUAUGAUAUUUGCUGAUAAGAGAUUUUCCAGAGCUGAUAAACGUAAUAAACUUCCUAAAUGGAUACAGGAGCAUUUGACUGAUUCGAUGUGUAAUUUAUCAACAGAAGAGGCUGCUCAAAUUUCCAAAAGGUGGUUAAGGCUGAUGGCUCAACCAUUCAGUAGAGAAGAUCAACUGGGCGUUUCUUUACUGACUAAAGAACAACUUGAGACAAAAAAAUAUGAACAAGGAAUUCGAUGAGAAAUUGAUGAGAAAUUAACCGCUAUAAUUUAUUUUGAUGAACGUCCAGCCGAUGGAAGCCAUUAAAAUAUGAGGAGAAAAAAAAUAAUCAUUUUUUUAUACCCAUAAAUGAAUUUUGCUACGGAAUUUUACCUUUUGGAAUUUUUAUAGAGAUUUGUAUUCAUUUUGUUUGUAAACGUAUAAAGAUUACAUUUUUUUAAAAAGAA